CUCAGAGUCGUAGGCGGUAGUGUUUUCGGGUUAUAUGUCUCCAUCAACUGCUUCAAUCAUAGGUUUCUAACUACCAGCGGCGCCGUCCUAUGUCCUAAAAGCCCAAAUUGCCAAUACAAAAAUGGCACAAACCUACAAACACUUUAACCCAGACCAAACUAAUCGAACCGAAAGUGUCCGAGGCCUAUGAGUCGAUCACUGAUCACCCCAAUGAGCAAAAAUGGCGGGUGACAAGGAUCCCCUGAAACAGUUGAAAGAUCUGACGAAGCUCAAAAGUCAGUUGGAGGAAAUCCAGAGGCGAGUGGAGAACGAAGUGACACUAGGAAUCCCUCAGGGAGGCUCAGUGUUGGGAUCACCAUUUCUGAAGGGCUUUCUGGCCGGCUAUGCGGUGGCCAAGCUACGUUCCUCUGCCUUCCUGGGACUACUAGUGGGUACAGCCACUGGUAUAUACGCGGCACAGAACUAUCCAGUGCCCAACAUUGAACGGACGGUGAAAGACUAUAUAAACAGCUUGAAGAAAGGACCAAAAUAAUUUGGGCUGACUGUUAGUUUGGUCAGUGAAAUAACAAGAAAAAGAGAUGCAGCUGCUGCCUUGACAGAGCCUUGUGACGGAUCAGCCUUCAAGUAAACUUGACUAUGAAUAUAAUGACAUAACUGGAAUUGCAUUGGGGACUC
Trematomus bernacchii (emerald rockcod) is the source of this 675-nucleotide messenger RNA. RefSeq names its product SLC35A4 upstream open reading frame protein. The transcript has 3 exons. The record is from RefSeq and is a predicted model, not a curated record. The coding region runs from base 221 to 532 and encodes 103 amino acids. NCBI's taxonomy places the organism in Eukaryota, Metazoa, Chordata, Actinopteri, Perciformes, Nototheniidae.